Messenger RNA from Lottia gigantea (owl limpet), 375 nucleotides. RefSeq lists its product as hypothetical. NCBI's taxonomy places the organism in Eukaryota, Metazoa, Mollusca, Gastropoda, Lottiidae. The annotation marks the transcript as partial. The transcript has 3 exons. The record is from RefSeq and is a predicted model, not a curated record.
GAUUAUUACUUAGUUUAUAGAUUAUUACUUUUUUUUAUAGAUUAUUACUGGUUUUAUAGAUUAUUACUUUGUUUUAUAGAUUAUUACCUAUUUUAUAGAUUAUUACUUUGUUUUAUAGAUUAUUACUUAGUUUUACAGAUUAUUACUAGUUUUAUAGAUUAUUACUUUGUUUUACAGAUUAUUACUUUGUUUUACAGAUUAUUACUUUGUUUUAUAGAUUAUUACUUAGUUUUAAAGAUUAUUACUUUGUUUUAUAAAUUAUUACUUUAUUUUAAAGAUUAUUACUUAGUUUAUAGAUUAUUACUUUUUUUUAUAGAUUAUUACUGGUUUUAUAGAUUAUUACUUUGUUUUAUAGAUUAUUACCUAGUUUUAUAG